UGGACCGCGAGAGAGGUGAGUAGGAUUACAGGAAAUCCAAUCCAACCCGCGCCGGCUGCGUGGCCACUGCCGCCGCUCGGUCUUGUGCUUGUCCAGGUCCAACCGUCCAAGGAUAAAAAAUGAGCACGAACCUGGGAGGAGCCUCUUGCUUCGGCUUCGGCUUGACUCAGAUGCAGCCCGCCGCCGUUAGGCUCCGGUUGCCGCCUGCUCGCGCCGCGGACACUUCGUCCUCCCAGUCGCCGGCGCGCCUGACGGCGGUGCUGGAGCAGGUGGACCAGUUGCUAAGCCAGGGGAACGACAUGGCCGCGCUCUCCCUCGUGCGCAGUACGCAGGGGGGUGACGGCGGGCUCCGGGCCUUUGGCGCCGCCAGGCAGGUACCUCAACGACUUUAUAAAUUGGAUGAGCUUAAACUGAAUGGGAUUGAUACUUCUGCUUUCCUAUCACCCGUAGAUCUGACACUAGGAUCAAUUGAGAGAAAUCUCCAAAUCGCUGCAGUUCUGGGAGGGUUUUCUGUAUCAGCUGCAUUGGAACUUUCUCAACUCCAAAUCCUGUUUCUCAUACUAGGUCUACUAUCUUUGUGGUCCGUGGACUUUGUAUAUUUUGGUGGUGGGGUGAGAAACUUGGUUCUUGAUACAAUUGGUCACUAUCUCAGCCAGAAGUAUCACAACAGAGUUAUCCAGCAUGAAGCUGGUCACUUCUUGAUAGCUUACUUGCUUGGAGUGCUUCCAAAAGGAUACACAAUCACAAGCUUAGAUACACUUAUGAAUCAAGGAUCGCUUAAUGUGCAAGCUGGAGCAGCUUUUGUGGACUAUGAGUUCCUUGAAGAGAUGGUUAACAAGUUCUCGUGUAUAGCACUAGCCGGAGUUGCAGCAGAGUAUCUUCUGUAUGGACGUGCAGAAGGAGGAUUAGCCGACAUCAAUAAGCUUGAUGGAUUGCUCAAGGGUUUGGGUUUCACCCAAAAGAAAGCUGAUUCACAGGUGAGAUGGGCUGUGCUGAAUACUGUUCUCAUACUGCGUCGCCAUGAAAAAGCUAGAUCGCAGCUUGCAGAGGCAAUGUCUACAGGGAAGUCGGUGGGCUCUUGCAUCCAAGUCAUAGAAGAGUGUAUAAGCACUGACGAUAUUUAACGUGGAUAUGUUGCUGACCCUACGUUGUCUCAAUGGCAUGUUAUCAACAACAAAUCAAGGCUUGUCAAUCCAAAAGAGGAUUUGAGUAUUAAAUCCACUCUUAAGGCUAGUUUGAGAACCUUAUUUUUUUAAGAGAUUUUCUUUUUUUUUUAAGAUAAAUUAGUUUAUUUUCUCUUGAGAAAAUAGAAAUCUCUUGGAAAAUUGGAGUUGCUAAACUAGCCCUUAGUCAAAAAUGACUAGUAGAGAAUUUAAUCUUCAAUUGCCUUCUGGAUUUACGUAA
This is a messenger RNA of Zea mays, 1404 nucleotides long. Its product is annotated as stress regulated protein. The coding region runs from base 120 to 1124 and encodes 334 amino acids. Gene Ontology annotation, molecular function: metalloendopeptidase activity; ATP-dependent peptidase activity; ATP binding. The transcript is spliced from 6 exons. NCBI's taxonomy places the organism in Eukaryota, Viridiplantae, Streptophyta, Magnoliopsida, Poales, Poaceae. The record is from RefSeq and is a predicted model, not a curated record. Gene Ontology annotation, biological process: proteolysis.